GUUGACAUACGCUUUGAUAUAAAAGGGAUGGUAAAAAAUUGGAUACAUCACACUAUCUGUGGCUACCAAAGCGCCAUCUUGAAUUUUGUAUAUUGCGUUUAGUUUUUCCUCUAAAAAUGAUUAAAAUUACCCUUUUCAUUUCUUUAGCUAUUAUUGCCAGCGUUGCGUUUGCGUCGAGUCUGUCGUGCCAGUCGUGCGGCGCUGAGUGCGCUCCCGCCUGCGGCACGCGUCGCUUCCGUUCCUGCUGCUUCAACUACUUGAGGAGGAAACGAGGAGACGACAAGGUCUUAUAUCCUCAUCAUGGCUUUAGAAAAGAGAUAGGGAACCAGAGACCAGCCUUCGUGGACGACUCUGAGCUGUGGAGCAUCGUGACAAAUGAUUAUAAACCUAGUUACCUUGACAAUAUGAUUGAGAAUGCAUUGCAAACGGAGGACGCAUAGCUGUGAUAUUUUUUUUAAAUGUUUAUUGAUUAAAAAUGAUAUGUUCGCCAUAUUGGAUUUACUGUGACGUGUCAUAAAAACCAUGUAUUGUCAUUAUAUGAUUUAAAAGUGAAGUACCUACACUUAGAAAAUAAGCUACUUACUUAGGGAGCUUGCAAAUUAAUACUUACUACGAAUGCAGCAUACGUAAAACAGAUGAAGUAUACUUAUACUUAGUAAUGGUGAAGCUUACUGUGCCGUUUAGAAGCAUGUUACUUAGUGAACUUGUAUAAAACAUGUCGGUUACUAGCACUCUGUUGAUUACAAUUAUGAAAAUAAACAAACGACACA
Molecule: messenger RNA, 770 nt
Organism: Bicyclus anynana (squinting bush brown)
Lineage: Eukaryota; Metazoa; Arthropoda; Insecta; Lepidoptera; Nymphalidae
Product: U-scoloptoxin(20)-Cw1a-like
Exons: 3
Coding region: 117-440 (107 amino acids)
Source: RefSeq, a predicted model, not a curated record